This is a messenger RNA of Aethina tumida (small hive beetle), 589 nucleotides long. RefSeq lists its product as uncharacterized. NCBI's taxonomy places the organism in Eukaryota, Metazoa, Arthropoda, Insecta, Coleoptera, Nitidulidae. The record is from RefSeq and is a predicted model, not a curated record. The coding region runs from base 1 to 519 and encodes 172 amino acids. The transcript is spliced from 3 exons.
AUGAAGUGCAUCUGUUUUCUGAUAAGUGUGUUUUGUUUGUAUGGAUAUGUAAAAUCCGCAUCUUUAGAACCAGUUAAUAAAAUAUUAGCUCAGGAAUUUGAAAGCAAUGUAAAUAAUUACAAAUUUAGCUAUUACACUGACGAUGGACAACGAAGAGAAGAAAGUGCUGUGCUCCAUAAAUCGGGACCAGACGUCGAAAAUCUUGAAGUUCAAGGCGUGUUUUCAUACAAUCUCGAUGAUGGAAGGGUUAAUAUAGUAACAUAUACGUCGGGAGUGAAUGGAUUUAGACCAAAAAUUGACAUAAAUGGAAGGCACACAGGUUCAAUUAACUUUGGAGUACCAAGAACGACUGAAAGGCAACCAGGUCAAAUAACCUCAGCAGUCUUUGCACAACCCUCAUUUGGCUUUGGACAAUCAGCUAAAAGUGGAAUGAUUGAAUCAGAUUUACCCUCAAUUAGCUCUGAAGAACCAAUUAUAAGUGAGAUCAGUACCGCUCUGUACAAAACUCUUGGCAAAUGAUUGUGCUUUUUAUAAAUAUUUUUGAACUGAAUUCUAUUUGUAAGAUGAAUAUAAUAUAUAUAAUAUAGAA